AAAGCUGGAGGAGGACAGUCAGGGACCAGCCACUGCAUCUGCCACACUCACCACAGGACCUGGAAUCAGGAGGAGGACAACCCACAAAAUGACAGAAGAUAAGGUCACCAGGACCUUGGUUUUUACUGUCUUCACUGCCGUGCUGGGUUCCUUCCAGUUUGGAUAUGACAUUGGCGUGAUCAAUGCACCUCAACAGGUAAUAAUAACCCAUUAUAGACAUGUUUUGGGUGUUCCGCUUGAUGACCGAAAAGCUAUCAACAGCUAUGCUAUCAACACUACAGAGGAACUACCCACAAGCCCAUUCCUAAGGGUCCCAACACCAACCCCUUGGGCUGAGGAAGAGCCUGUGGCAUCUGCCAGCCUCAUCACCAUGUUCUGGUCCCUGUCUGUGUCCAGCUUUCCAGUUGGUGGAAUGAUUGCCUCAUUCUUUGGUGGGUUGCUUGGGGACCAGCUUGGAAGAAUCAAAGCCAUGUUGGUAGCAAACAUUCUCUCAUUAGUUGGAGCUCUCUUGAUGGGGUUUUCGAAAUUGGGACCAUCUCACAUUCUUAUAAUUUCAGGAAGAGGCAUAUCAGGACUCUACUGUGGGUUAAUUUCAGGCUUGGUUCCAAUGUACAUUGGUGAAAUUGCUCCAACCACGCUCAGGGGUGCUAUUGGUGCCCUUCAUCAGCUGGCCAUUGUCACAGGCAUUCUUAUUAGUCAGAUCGUUGGCCUCGACUUUAUCCUGGGCAAUCAUGAGCUGUGGCACAUCCUGCUUGGUCUGUCUGCUGUGCCAGCUGUUUUGCAAUCUUUGCUGCUCUUCUUCUGUCCAGAAAGCCCCAGAUACCUUUACAUCAAGUUGGAUGAGGAAGCCAAAGCAAAGAAAAGCUUGAAGAGACUCAGAGGAUGUGAUGAUGUCACCAAAGACAUCAAUGAGAUGAGAAAAGAAAGGGAAGAAGCAUCAAGUGAAAAGAAAGUCUCCAUAGUUCAGCUCUUCACCAAUUCCAGCUACCAACAGCCUAUUCUAGUGGCAUUGAUGCUGCACAUGGCUCAGCAAUUUUCUGGAAUCAAUGGGAUAUUUUACUACUCAACCAGCAUUUUUCAGACAGCUGGAAUCAGCCAACCUGUUUAUGCAACCAUUGGAGUUGGUGCUGUCAACACAGUUUUCACUGCUCUCUCCGUAUUCCUUGUGGAGAAGGCAGGGCGCCGCUCUCUGUUUUUAAUCGGAAUGAGUGGGAUGUUUGUUUGUGCCAUCUUCAUGUCGGUGGGACUUGUGCUACUGAAUAAAUUGGCUUGGAUGAGUUACAUGAGCAUGACAGCCAUCUUCCUCUUUGUCAGUUUUUUUGAAAUUGGACCAGGCCCCAUCCCCUGGUUCAUGGUGGCUGAGUUUUUCAGUCAAGGACCACGCCCUGCUGCUUUAGCAAUAGCUGCGUUCAGCAACUGGACCUGCAAUUUCAUUAUAGCUCUGUGUUUCCAGUACAUUGCGGACUUCUGUGGACCUUAUGUGUUUUUCCUCUUUGCUGGUAUAGUCCUGGCCUUUACUCUGUUUACAUUUUUCAAAGUUCCAGAAACCAAAGGAAAGUCCUUUGAGGAAAUCGCAGCAGAGUUCCAAAAGAAGAGUGCUUCAGCCAAAGCACCAAAAGCUGCUGUAGAAAUGGAAUUCCUUGGAGCUACAGAGACUGUGUAAAGAUAACCUGCUUUUUGACAGAGUUGAAAAGGUAAGGUUGGAAGAUCCUGAAGGCAGCCUCCUGAAAAUUCAUGAAUGUUUAAUUUCAGACUUGAUCAAUAUCCUUUUUUAAUUUUCUUGAAAAGACUUGAGUUCCCUAACACAAAACAAUCAUCCCAUUUGAUGUUUCCUUUUUUGCCUUAGCAGUAUAUGGAUGCUAUCUAAGCUGUUCUAUUGCAAUUGCUACCAUUUAUUGUACACUACCUAUGUGCCAGGCACUGUUACAAGUGCUUUUAUGUGGACAAAUUGGAAAUACACAGAUAAUUGAACAGACUUUCACUUACAGUCAAUUUUGCAACUAUGGAAAUACAGUUCUGAUGGAUACCAAAGGCUUAGCAGGGAGCUAAAGUAUCUCCAGGCUGUUUUCCUCACAAAGUAGAGCACUGAAUCAAUCUUUUUUACAGUUGCUUUAAUGUGCAUAAAAGAAAGGCACUUUUAAAAAAGUUUUCUUUAAGAGUGGGAAAAACAAAUACUGAACACUUGGUGGGGGGUUGUUUUUUUCUCUUUUUCUUUUUCUCCUUUCUUUUUCUUUCCUUUUUUUUUUUUUUUUUUUUUUGACCAAAGGUGUUUACCUUUACGUAAUUUGACAUUCCAAACAACAUGAAAUUAUUUCUUUUCACUUUGAUUUUUGUUUCCUCUGGGCCAAUUUGGGAUAAACUACUUUCACUUAGGACUUCAGAACACAGUCAAAGUGAGCUUAAAUUGUUCAGUAGACCUUUUUGCUAAACUGUGACCUCUGUUAAAAAAAAAAAAAGUAGGGACUCUGAAUAGGGCAGAAGCAGGAAAAUGGCUCAUCUUGCGGCUCCUGUCUUCUUCAGGAUGCUGAAGCAUCAGGAUGCUGAUGGCCUUUGAGAAGCCCAAAGCUGCACUGGUAAAGAAAUUUAACAUAUUUAUAGGCGAUGAAUGUGACUUAUUCACAUUCUUUAAUCACUAUUCCUGACCUCAUUUAGAAUAAAGUAGUAAAGGUUUAAAUAAAGAACCCAAAAGACCCCUUUUAAAUUUUAAUUAAUUAUUCUGAUUGACCACAAAUACCAAAAAUUCAGACCCUGAAGUUUUCUGCCUCAGAGAAAUGUAAAUGGCAUACAUUGUUUCCCUUUCAUAAUUUUUUCCUUUCAGAGAUACAAGUGAGUUGAAAAGAAACAUUAAGAUGAAAUAAGAGGCUAAGACAAAGGAACUAGCUUAACAUGAUAAAAAAAUACUCCUAGGUUUUCAACAAUAUUCAUCAUAAUAUAUAAUAAUAUCAGUACUUAUUAAUUAGAUUUAAUCCCAGGGAAAUUAGACAUGUGUUUGAAUGUUUAAUUUUCAUAGUAUGCUAUCAUUCUUGUGGAAUUAUUUUCAUACUCUAACAUCCUUACAAAUGUGAUUUUCUCUUAGCUUGCUCGGAGCAUGAUUACACUUCUUGGUCUGGCCACUCAUCAGCUAGGUCUAGUGUUGCCCACUGUCAUGACACCAAUGCAAGGAUCUUCUCUCACUUCCUUCUCCCCACUCUCCUCUACACGAUCAGCACAGUAAUGCAUGCUGAGACACAGUAAGAGAAUGCCCCUCCUCAAGGAGCUCAGUCUAUUGAGGAGUUCAGGAAGACCAGGGUAUAAACAUCCCCAUCUGCAUCUUUUUCCUUCCAUGAACCUCAAACUGUAGGCCUCUUUUGUAAAGAGGGCUCAAUCAUAUACCUACCUCAGAGAGUUGUUGUGAGGAUUAAACGUAACGUGCUAAGCAGAGUGUCUGGUACAAAGGGGGCGCUCAAUAAAUGUUACUUAGAAUUAGUAUUCAUGAAGAUACUGUUAGGAUACAGGACUGUCAUAUAUAAGAUAGUUCCAAUUUUUUGUUUUGAAUAAGAAAAUGUUUUAUAAAUUCAAGGUAAUAUUUUCUUACUUCAAGCAACAGUCUCACGAUGACAAGGGAAUGGUAAGAAUUAGGGGAGAUAUUAGGCUAUCUAACUCUUAAACCCAUAUCUGAUAUUUCUAAGUAGGUUAUAAGAGUUUCUAUUGUAUUUUUUAAACUUGCUUUUGCCUAAGUUAUUUUUUAAGAGGUCUAUAUGUAAUAUUGUUUCUUUGGCUAAUACUAAGUACAAAAUAAAAUGCUAUAUAUCAUAUUUAAAUGUAAUUUAAUAGGAUUAAAUCACAGGGCAAGACCAAACCUUGAUAAGCCUCAAAAAUUGCAAAAGUGUAUCAACCAGUAUACAUGCAUAAGCUGCUUCUUCUUGCUAGCUUAUUGUUGCAAACGUAGCAAAUAAAGCAGAGUAUUAGGCAAUA
Messenger RNA from Balaenoptera musculus (blue whale), 3954 nucleotides. RefSeq names its product solute carrier family 2 member 2 (gene SLC2A2). Bases 89 to 1663 code for a protein of 524 amino acids. The record is from RefSeq and is a predicted model, not a curated record. Gene Ontology annotation, biological process: D-glucose transmembrane transport. Lineage: Eukaryota; Metazoa; Chordata; Mammalia; Artiodactyla; Balaenopteridae. The transcript is spliced from 12 exons. Gene Ontology annotation, cellular component: membrane; brush border.